Messenger RNA from Halichondria panicea, 798 nucleotides. Its product is annotated as dual specificity protein phosphatase 22-B-like. Bases 134 to 709 code for a protein of 191 amino acids. Gene Ontology annotation, biological process: signal transduction; protein dephosphorylation. NCBI's taxonomy places the organism in Eukaryota, Metazoa, Porifera, Demospongiae, Suberitida, Halichondriidae. Gene Ontology annotation, cellular component: cytosol. The record is from RefSeq and is a predicted model, not a curated record. Gene Ontology annotation, molecular function: protein tyrosine phosphatase activity; protein tyrosine/serine/threonine phosphatase activity. The transcript is spliced from 6 exons.
GCCACGCCCAUCUCCUGCUCCAAGCAUGCAAGUCAGUGCAGUAUAGCAGUGCAGUGUCACUGUUGUUUUCCUGCUCUACGGUGUGGAUAUAAGAGUUCUACUCAGCUAGUUAUACCAAAUCUGUCUGUGAGUCAUGGGGAACAGCGUGGACAAAGUGAUAGACGGUCUCUAUGUAGGAGGAAUGCUAGGAGGGAAUACAAAAGAGAAGCUUAAGGAGCACAAUAUGACACACGUCCUGGCCAUCCAUGACACAGCUGAACCACUUCAUCCAGAUGAAUUCACUUACAAAUGUAUCAAGAUAUCGGACACUUCCUCAUCUGUCCUCACCCCCUACUUCUCAGAAUGUGUAAACUUCAUCCACGAGGCCAGACUCAAAGGAGGGAGUGUCUAUGUGCAUUGUGCUGCAGGAAUCUCUCGAUCAGUGACCAUGACAGUGAUGUAUUUGAUGACGGUCUCAUCACUGGGCUUUCAAGACGCUCUGAUGGUGGUCAAGCACUGCAGAGAGAUUGCCAACCCUAACUUCGGCUUCAGGCUCCAACUGAAGCAGUACGAAGAAGAACAGCUGUCAUCAGAGAGGAAGAGAGUUCAGGCGCAGUACCCGGACACCAAGAAGCUCAAUGACGACGAAAAACUUAAAGAACUGUUGACUGAGGCUCGCAAAAAGCCACAACAGGACAGUGACUAUUGGAAGGCGUACUCCGCUAACUAAUAUUAUAAUCAUUAAUAGUUAAAUUUUGUACACUUUGUCACUUUUGUUUGCAUCCAUGCAAUGUCAAUAACUUUGUUGAAGCGUAAUUA